CGCUAAUACAUGUUUGACAAAUGACGCUUCUCGGCUUCCUUAGGCUUGCCGUUUGUUAUGCUAGUUACUAUUAGCUGUUUCGAACACUGUUUAGUAGAGGAAGCUAAACAGGGUGGAGAAUAUGGUUGUGAAUCUCUGUCUGCCACACUUUUACACAACGGCUCACUGCAACAAGCUGUGUGCAGAUGGCUAUGACGUCACAAACCUUGUGUCGGCAGACCCAGUGCUGCGGAGGCGAGGCUUCAAGUUGGAAUACUUCCUACGUCCUCCUCUGCAGGUGACAUUAAAGUUUGGCUUCCAAGUGGAGCUUUGCAGGAUUGAUGUGGAGCUGUGGCCCUGGGGAAUGGACAAAGGGCAGGCCUGUAAAAGACUGGAGAUCAGCACCAGCUCUGAUUUCUGGACUACUACAAACCACAAACAGACUGAGCAAAAGAACCAGAUGAAGACCAAGGACCAGAAUGAAAAGAGCAGAGUGAAACACCCAAAGGAUGGUUGUAAAUCUCAGCAGAGUAAUGGCCACCAUUGGAGUCUUCAGGCCCAGCAGUGGGGUGAAGAGGUUUUACUUGAUGAUCAACAAAAAUGCCACAUGUUCAAAUGUCAAACAAACACUGAAUCCAAAAACUCUGAGCCAGAAUUUAAGCUGGUAGCUCGCUGUGAAAUUAAGGAAGAAACCCAACUUUGUUUCAGACACUCAAACUUUCGACCUCGGGCGCCGUUUCUUUCCCCUCCCCCUCCGCAGCCUGCAGACUGUCGGCAGGAGGAUCUGUGGAGUCGGGGGUUGCUCUCGCUGGGUGCUGUGACACAGCUCCGUGUGACGGUACCGUUUGGCGGGGCAGCAUCUUCUCUAGGACUGAAAGCGCUGACUGUGUGGGGACAGCCUGCUCGCUGCUGCCCUGCAGAAGAAGUGGAGAGGAUUAAAAGAAUCCAUGAGGACAGUGAAAGACGGCUGAUGCGACCUGUGUUCUCUUCCCCUUCUGUCCGACAAACCACACAACCACUGCAAACACUUUCAAGUGUUUCCAUCCCGGAAGAAUUCCUUGAUCCGAUAACACAGGAAGUGAUGACGCUGCCUAUGUUGCUUCCCGGUGGUGUGUCUGUGGAUAACACUACCCUGGACGAGUAUCAGAAGAGGGAAGCUUCUUGGGGUCGACCACCAAACGACCCUUUCACUGGCGUCUUAUUCUCAUCAACCUCCCAGCCACUUCCCAACCCCCAACUAAAAAGCCGCAUUGACCACUUCCUCUUGCAGAAAGGGAUGAUGAGGAGAGACGGGAUGGUCGGAAGACAAGACCAAGGAGCGAAUCCACAAGCGUCAAGACUUGUAGCCUCAAAUGUGCAUGGACAGUCCCAGAAUUCCCCAUGUCUUAUAAAAAAUUCAUUAAACAUUCAGUUCAGUGCUGACAAUAGAGAUGCAAGGACUUCUGCACAAAUAGAAGAUUCUGGAUCAGGUCUAUCAUCAAAUAAUCAGAAUUUUGCAUCUAAUGUUCUUCCUCUCUGUACGAAGAGUAAAUCAGGGAUGGACAGGAGAAAGAAACGAGAUCUAAAAGAAAUUUCCAAAGAGACGACAGAAGAAUCUACAUGUCAAAAGCAACAGCUUCCUCAAACAAAAAGACCAAGAAAUGAUUCAGUUUCUGCCUCCAGCUGCAGCACUCACGAGAAGCGUUUGUCAGCUAGUCUGGAUGAGGCUCUCUUCUCUGCCCUGAAGGGCCGACCAUCCUUCACUUCAAAAUUGCCCGACCAAAAGAAGGGUAUUUCUAACUCCGACCCACAGGACACCACAGAGCAGAGCAAGAGUUCAGGCUUUCCAAGCACAUCUGCAGGUGAAAAGGUGUGCUCUGCAUGUUCCCGUUCAGUCUCUGUUUACUCAACAGCAGCACCUUCCAUUUACCGUCUGAGCUGCGGUCACUUGCUGUGCCGUCCCUGCCUGCAGAAAGAAUCAGAGCAACCAAGAUCCGCCGCUACAUCAACAUCCAGUUCUGUCCUGUGUCCAGCCUGCCAAACCCCUACCGCACGUGCUCACAUCAUACGUGUGCAUCACUGAUAGAUUACAUCAUAAGCUAAGUGACACAUUCAGAGCAAAAAUUGAUUUCACUUCAAAUGUUUUAUAGGACCAAAAUGAAAAAUAAAAAACUUUUAGAGCUGAAAGUUCAGGUCCUUACCACUUUGUCACUGACUUUGUUAAAUACUACCUCCAUCCCUCCUUUUGAAUAAACACCACAUCUU
Messenger RNA from Melanotaenia boesemani (Boeseman's rainbowfish), 2223 nucleotides. It is a transcript of the gene ubox5, whose product is annotated as U-box domain containing 5. The record is from RefSeq and is a predicted model, not a curated record. Gene Ontology annotation, molecular function: ubiquitin-ubiquitin ligase activity; ubiquitin protein ligase binding. Gene Ontology annotation, biological process: protein polyubiquitination. The transcript has 7 exons. Lineage: Eukaryota; Metazoa; Chordata; Actinopteri; Atheriniformes; Melanotaeniidae. Gene Ontology annotation, cellular component: nucleus. The coding region runs from base 122 to 2041 and encodes 639 amino acids.